Molecule: messenger RNA, 667 nt
Organism: Camelina sativa (false flax)
Lineage: Eukaryota; Viridiplantae; Streptophyta; Magnoliopsida; Brassicales; Brassicaceae
Source: RefSeq, a predicted model, not a curated record
GUUAAUGAUUUAUUUGUUGAGAUGAGGUUUCUAUAUGGUUUGUUCCAUGUUCGUUUCCUUUUCACAGGAUGGGCCUGAGUUCAUGGCAGAGGAUGCAAAAGUUUUCAAGUACCCAUUUCCUUACUUGUAUGAUGAGUCACAAGAGGUUGCAAGAGAAUUUGGAGCUGUUUGUACCCCUGAGUUUUUCUUAUAUAAGAAGGAUGGUCGUAGACCAUUUGCGCUGGUCUAUCAUGGUCAGUUUGAUUAUUCCCGGCCUAGCAAUAACAUAUCAGUAUCUGGGAGGGAUCUAAGCCUGGCGAUUGAUCUUGCCCUUAGCUGUCAACCAAUACCAUCAAAUCAAAAGCCAAGUGUUGGUUGCAGCAUAAAGUGGCAUCCAGAAAACAGAGUCGUCAGCUAAUACAUUGCUCGUGCUUACAAACUGCAUUGUAUUAGAAACAGCUGCGAAACAUUAUUUUCAGGUAUGUUCUAAAAUCGAAUCUGAAAGGAGAGGAAAAGGCAAAAGAGAAGAACUUUGAAACCCUACCCGCAAAAAGAACAUAGAAAUUGUAAGUUUGUAUCCAUUAUUCAAGAUUAAUAUACAGUAGUCUACUCCACGGAUCCUAUUCUGUGGGAUCGUUCAUGUGUGAUAUAACUUCAUGAACAAUAUAAGAAUGAGUUUUAGUGUAAA